AUGACGCUAAAAGGCUUUUACGCAUUGAAAUAUCCAGUUAUGGAAGUGCUCCCUUUUAGGGACCAAAAACACGAAAGCGUCGUGAUAACAGAGCCAAGAUUGGUGUCGGAAACCAAGGUGUUGCUGGACAACAAGAUCUUAUGGAACGUCUUGAUCGGUCGAAUGCCCAUAACAGGAACAGCCAAGAUUGAGAUUCUCGACCCAAAACUCAUCAUCGUCGAAAGGAAAGAAAACGUCAAGAAGCCAAGAAACGUCUUCAAGCUCAACUACGAUCAUCCGGACGUCAAAGACAUCAAGAAAUACGGCAAAGUCACCACCACCAGAGACCACUGCAAAAAAUAA
This is a messenger RNA of Oikopleura dioica, 342 nucleotides long. NCBI's taxonomy places the organism in Eukaryota, Metazoa, Chordata, Appendicularia, Copelata, Oikopleuridae. The record is from the annotation of a GenBank genome assembly.